UUUUCUGCAGGAAAACUCUGGACAGGGUUUGCACCAUGAAGGAGAGGAGAAACACACAGCCGCUCGUGGUGAGAUGUAAACUGGUUCUUGUUGGAGACGUUCAAUGCGGAAAAACGGCGAUGUUGCAAGUCCUCGCAAAGGAUUGUUACCCAGAGACCUACGUGCCCACGGUAUUUGAGAACUACACAGCCUGUCUGGAGCUGGAGGAGCAGCGAGUGGAGCUCAGUCUGUGGGACACCUCAGGUUCUCCCUAUUAUGAUAAUGUGAGACCCCUGUGCUACAGCGACUCAGACGCAGUCUUGUUAUGUUUUGACAUCAGCCGCCCGGACACUGUUGACAGCAGUCUGAAAAAGUGGAAGACUGAAAUUCUGGACUUUUGUCCGAGUACACGUAUUCUGCUUAUUGGCUGUAAGACUGACCUCCGCACAGAUGUCUGCACACUGAUGGAGCUGUCCAACCAGAAACAAACUCCCAUCACCUACGAGCAGGGUUCUGCUAUGGCCAAGCAACUGGGUGCAGAAGCUUACCUCGAGUGUUCUGCAUUCACCUCAGAGAAAAGCAUCCACAGUGUAUUCCGCACCGCAGCGAUGGCCUGCAUCAACAAACUGCAACCUCUCCCAAAGCCCAGCCCCACCCGCCGCCUCUCCAAAAGACUGCUCCACCUGCCUAGCAAGUCUGAUUUGCUGUCCUCCACCUUCAAGAAAGAGAAGGCCAAAAGCUGCUCAGUAAUGUGAGUGGGGACCUUUUGGGUUACAGUACUCGCGUGCGACUCCUUGCCCCAACCUCUUUGGACUGGGGGAAGGGGGGUGGGCAUGAUGGUUUUAUCAGGGUCUCCUGCUGAAUCCUUCCCUCACCCCCCCAGAUACCAAACACUUCUCAGAAGAGGUGGACACUUUGCUGUCCACUUGCUCCUGAACCUUUUGGCCCAUAUCCAUUUUUUUCUCCACCGUUUAACUUUGCUUUCGAACAAAACCGUGUCAGUAAAGGUUGAACCAUCAAGCUAUCAUUUUUUUCACGUGUUAACAUUAUGCAACUACAGCGGUGUUACAUCUGUCUGAUUUUAUUAUCUAUAUGCACAUGUUGAUUUUGUCCAGUAUGGAAAUGUGCAACGUGUAACGUUUAAUCUUGUGAUGUAAAAAAAUGCCUCUCCGAAAAAUCAAUGGAUAUUUUUCUAAGUACAUGAAAAAAAUCUAGCAUGAGACUGUCCGGAAUUAGCUAAAUCCUGUACAGGCUGUACAGGUGAGGUGUGAAAUAAGUGCAACUGUUUUUCCCUUUUCAUGAAAGUGCAGAGAUGCACUGGGACGACAGGGAAAACCACUGAGAACUAUUACACAGGGAGUUUUCUUUUUUUUUUCGGUUUUUUUAUUUUAUUUGAUCAUAACUGUCUCAGUGAUGAGAGCAGGGAUAAGUGCAGGGCUGCUUCGCAGACAGCAGGCUAGACUGAAUCAACCUGCAUGGAUGGUUGAUGUAGCGUUAUGGUCUGUACUAGUCCGCAGGUUUUCAAAGGGUGAGGGGGAGAAGGCUGAGGAAAUUCUGUAUAUUCAAAAUGCAGAAAAUUGAAUGGGAAAAAAUGCCUCAAAAGAGGACAGGAAAAGUAGGUGGUGGCUCCUCAAGGCCACCGGAGUUUCUGCUGUCAAUGAAACAGACAUUUCAAUGGAAAGGAAAAGAUCAUUUUAUUGUGACCAGCAACUCAACCAUAAACUGCUAAAGCUGUCAAGCCAUUGAAUGUUAUUUAUGAAAUUGUAGCAGGUUAUUGAGGCCAGGCGAGAUGCUGGGAGCCACAUUUAAAAGGGUGAAACGAACUCCUACCUGAGUCAGACUGACCAGGUAUGUGAUAAAUCUGAUGUGUAUUUUGGAAUAUUCUUUUGAAAUGAUUUGUAGCAAUGCAUUGUUGACAAUUUGUUAAACAGUUGUCACGAUGAAAGCAGCUUUGAAAUGCCUUUCAUAUCAUAUUCCUGACAGUUAUUGAUGUUCUGGACUCCAGUAUUGGUGAAACAUGGCUAUGGAUUUCUCUCAUUUGCAUCAAUCUAAUGUAGCACUCCCAAGAUGACUCUAAUUUUGUUUUGCACACACUUGUCAAUCUAUUGACCUCCAGUAAGUAGCACUUAUUGUAGGUCCAUGACUAUGGGGGGAAAAAACAUUUAAAAACAAAUAACAGACACUUUUCUUAUUUGAAAUCUUUGGCUUUAUGGUUAUGUGUGUGUGUGCAGCAUUGAAGUCUAUGCUUCUAACCAUAAAGCAAUAAUGAUUUAAGUGCUUACGAUGCAAGGUGACCUGUGUGGCAAUAAUGAUACAGCUUUCUGACUACUGUCAUGCUAUAAGUGCUCCAUGAACUGACUCGUUAUAGACUGAAACCAUCUCUGCAGUGUAAAAAAGGCUGCUGAUCUCCAUUUGCCCCCUUUUUCUGUGUUGGUUGCUGCUGGUUUGUUAAGUAACCAGUGGCAUAUUGUGCUCUGAAAAGAGUACGGGAUUAAAAGGGAACAUGUCUCUUUAAGCUAAAAAUGCCAGACUUUGCUGCCAGUUCUACAUGAUUUUAAUGAAGGAUAUUGCGGUUGUAAAACUCAAUUGAACUGUUUUUGUGACUUGACAAUGACGUUCUUUCAAAAUUUGGAAAUAUACUUCAAAAGUCUAACAAUUAUUAAUGAAGGGCUAGUAAGAACAAAAAAAAGAAAAUGAUAAGGGACUACGUAGAACAAAUAAUCAAAUUGCACAGGCUGGCCCUGUCCAAAGAAAGCUAUUUUUCCAUUCUUCUUUUUGUGCGCGCGUGGGUGUUUUUGUGUAUUUAAUGGCAUGAUGUGAGUUCCCAUGUUAUUUUGGAAAUAUCUUCCUGACAUGGCUUUUGUGUCUUAGCGGAGCUGUGGGCUGCCCUUGGUAAAUGGAGGAACUUAAAGUGGUGAUUUGCACAAAGGCUUCCAGUUCAUGGUAACACACCAAAAUUCCUCAGCAUUGCCUAGCAACAAUUCUGUGCAGAAAACAGACACCCGUGCUUGGGAAGGUUUUGUGGACAGACGGGUUGAGCGCACAAGCAGACGUCUCCAUAUCCGUCAUUACCGCAUCAUUAAUGCAUUAUAUGCUUGUUAGAAAAACAUUUUGUAUUUUUCUUUGAGUCAGAGUAAAGUUGUGAACUUUGUACGGGCAGCCCAACGAUCAUUUCAAUGAAUAUGCAGCCUUUGUGUUGUAGUGUGUGGUAAAAUGGUGCAGUAAAACUCCUACGCAUGUCCUAAUAAACUUGUAUGAUUGUACAUACUGUCUUUUAUUUUAGUCACUGGAAGACAUCUUCAAGGUUGUCACAAGAGAAUCAUUUUGCUGAUGUGAAUAUUUAUUUGGUUGCUAAGUUUGCCUUUUUUUUUUUUUCUUUUUUUUUUUU
Messenger RNA from Menidia menidia (Atlantic silverside), 3367 nucleotides. Lineage: Eukaryota; Metazoa; Chordata; Actinopteri; Atheriniformes; Atherinopsidae. The record is from the annotation of a GenBank genome assembly.